GCACCCCACCCAAAGGUACCCAUAAUGCUGGCUGGGUUUCCUCUUUGUAUCGCCAGGGAUAACCUUUGGGUGAGGUACGCCAGGCAGCGUCGGUCUUGGCCGCGUUCUAUCGAGCUGCGAGCGAUUUGUUUAAUGAACCGCUUCGCUUCCUCUUAUUUUACCACGUACCUACCUACUCUUACGUUGGAUGCAAACAUCGUGAAUGAAAGCCUGCACAUCUAGAUUCUUGCAAACUUAUUACGUAAUUACACAUUUUAUUUACUUAUAAUUUAUUACAGAUUAUAAAAAAUGACUUGUCACGAAGAAAUUUAGAAUAUUAUCUAGCAGGCCUUGGUUCAGCUACGAGAAAUAUAAAUAAUUUCAUAGUUCCAAGGCUUCCAGUACUUCCAAGAUAUAUUCGAACAGAACCUCCAACCUUGCUGCAUGCCAAGGGAAACCCUGACCAGUUUAAUAAAAAUGCCCCGAGCAAGUUCCCCUUCGUCCAAAAUGAUGAUUUUAUGGAAGAGUACAUCCGAGACGCUCUAGCGAUGAACCACCGCGUUCAUGGACCAAAAAAAAUAUACAACGUCGAAAGGAAAUCGAGACUACGACCUUCGUAAGUACUUUAUAUUAUUGGAUGACCUAAUGGCGAAGUGGUUGGUGACCCUGACUGCUAUGCCGAAGAUCCCCAGCCGGCCAGAUAUUUGUUUAAAGACAUAUAUUUCGGGUUUUGGGUGUUAAUAUGUGUCUACAUAUAUAUAUAGGUAUUAUUAUAUGUAUAUGUAUAUGUAUUUGUGUAGAUAUACCACGCGCAUAUUACAGGCUCUGCCUAGUGGAUGGGGUACUUUUUUAAUAUGAAAUAUAAUAAUAAUAUGAUGGCCAUGGUAUUUUUUUAUUUUCAUUUGCAGCCCUAAUAACAAUUUGCUUCGCCAAAUAUACGUAAGUUAUGGUUUUAAUUGAGGAUUGCAGCAACCAUAGAAAUAACAAGUGUUUUUCUGAGAAUGCCGUAGAAUUAUUUCCGACUCACAAAAGCACUACAAAUAAAUUCUUCUUAGGUAAUACUAACAAAAUAUGAAUACUAAGAACCAUUAGUGGGCCGGUAAAUAGUAAUCCCAGUUUCUUGCUUUCUAGGAAACUUUCAGAAACACAGUUCGAGAUAUGAACAUGGCACUGUGGGCGCUGCCGCAGCCGUAAGGAUUGAAACCAUAAAUUAAAUUAUAACACCCAUGAAUAAAAAACAAUAUCAACAUGACAAACAUACCUACUCAACCCUCAUGGUACCUCACUCUAAUCACUGCUGGCACCUAUUUUAUCUAAAGUGUAAAGUAGUUUAAUUGCAAAAGGGAAAAAUACGUGUCUGUUAUAAUUCUCAAAAAUAAAUUGCAUACCAUGGGAACUAUCCUAAUGUAGGUCUGUACGAUGCUCCUGUUCCCAUUUUAACCGCCGCCAUUAUAUUAUUGUUUCUUCAUUCACGGGCGUUGUGAAAACAUUACACAUGACUAAAGGGGUGUAGGCAAAUAUGGGUGGGAUAACAUUACUGUAUGUUUUGGUUAGCCCCAUAAACUGGGGAGCUGCUGAACAUUUACAAGUAGGUAUUUGACUUUUCCUUACGCCGAGGGUUGCAAAGGAACGUUCAGUUAAUUCUAUGCUUGUCUGUUUUUUUUUGUCUAAUUUAAAAAAAAACACACACAAUUACCCCCUGAGUCACCCUCUUUUGGCUUUGUAUAAUCAGUUUGUAUAAUAAAAUCUUCAUCAAAUUGUUUUCUAUCAAAGGGUCCAACAAGUUUCCAAAUCAAUGUAUCUGCUCUUGAAUUUACCACCCACGCCCUUGAGGACACUAACUUUCAUUAAUUAUAUUUUCAAAAAUUCCAAUUUAAGAUCGAAAUAUCUCAGAGACGGCGAUGGCUAUAUUGAUGUCGAGCAAGAAAAUCGAGCCUCCGAAGUAAUGGAUAAGACAUUAUAUAGUGAUGAAAACGACUUCAGAAGGAGGAAGAGUGAUGACAGUGAUGACGAGGACUCCGAGUCAUCCGGUUCAGGAGAAGCCAACCCGGGCAAUCCCUACACCGUCACCAAGAAUAGAUAUAAACAGAAUUCCCCAUGGAACUUUGAGAUGACCGGCAACCAUGUAAACCUGCACCCCAACGCGCCAAGCUUCUCCAAGUACAAGGACGACGGCAUCGGCAACAGCGUGCAUGCCAGGAAGUGGUGGUACUUCAACCAGGACGACUAUCUUCCGAUGUAGAGAACAUCUCAUCGAGGUCACCAUCAAGAGUAUCAAGACCAUCUUACUUAUGUACUCAGGCAGUUGAUAAAUAAAUAAAUAUGCAUUUCGUAUUGUA
Plutella xylostella (diamondback moth) is the source of this 2318-nucleotide messenger RNA. Lineage: Eukaryota; Metazoa; Arthropoda; Insecta; Lepidoptera; Plutellidae. The record is from RefSeq and is a predicted model, not a curated record.